Molecule: messenger RNA, 2643 nt
Organism: Lagenorhynchus albirostris (white-beaked dolphin)
Lineage: Eukaryota; Metazoa; Chordata; Mammalia; Artiodactyla; Delphinidae
Exons: 14
Coding region: 1-2643 (880 amino acids)
Molecular function (GO): zinc ion binding; protein binding
Source: RefSeq, a predicted model, not a curated record
AUGGGCAGUGCUGCAAAAACUGCUCUUCCCUCGUCAUUGAUUAAACAAAUGUCUGUGGAAGUCUCCCUGUGUGGUCUUACCCCUCAAGUGUUGUUUUCUAUAUGCUGCAAACCCAAUCAGCUGUUUUCACACCUUCCUGUCCUCUCCUCUUCAGAGAAGCCAGAUUUCCAAACCAAUAUUGUACUCAAGAGGCUGGCUUCCCUCGCCAGACAGGACACAGCUAAACAAACCAACAGCUUGGAGGCGCAGAUCUGCUUGACACACAAAGAAGCCAAAGGACUCUUCUGUGAGGUUGACAAGACCCUGCUCUGUGGCCCCUGCUCUGAGUCCCCAGAACAUGCAGCUCACAGCCACAGUCCAAUACAAUGGGCUGCUGAGGAAUACCGGGAGAAACUUCUAAAGAGAAUGGGCUCUUUAUGGAAAAUGACACAAGAAAUGCAAAACCAUCUGAAUCUGGAAACUCACAAAACUCCGUCAUUAGAGAACUAUGCGGCCAUAAGGAAGGUGAUGAUCAAAGUUCAGUAUCAGAGGAUCCACUUGUUUCUCCAGGAGCAGGAGCAACUCCAUCUGGAGGCGCUGGAGGAAGAAGCGAAGGAGACUCUUCAGCAACUCAGGGAGAGUGAAUUCAGAAUGACUCAACAGAAAGAAAAUCUGAAAGAAAUGUACAGAGAGCUGACUGAGAUGUGCCACAAGCCCGACUUGGAGCUGCCCCAGAACUUGGGCAAUGUAUUGGAAAGGACUGAUUUGGUACAGAUGCAAAAGCCUCAGCCAGUGAACCCAGAGCUCACUUCCUGGCCUGUCACUGGAAUCCUAGACAUGCUGAACAGCUUCAGAGUGGAUAACGUUCUGAGUCAGAAAACGACCAUUCACAAUGUGAGCUUUUCUGAGGAUGAUACAACUAUGAUAUAUGGAGAUGACCAUCAUGGUGUGUCCAGAGAGCUCCAGGGUGCAGAGAGUUUUGUGGCCUGGGGAGCUGUGGCCUUCACCUCCGGAAGGCAUUACUGGGAGGUGGAUGUGACACAUUCCUCGAACUGGAUUCUGGGAGUCUGUAAAGAUAUCUUGACAAGCAAUACUGUUAUCAGUAUUGAUUCUGAAGAAGCAUUUUUGCUAUCUUCUAUGAAAGUGAACAAUCAUUAUAUUCUGUCCACGAACUCCCCACCCUUAAUUCAGUAUGUGCAAAGGCCUCUGGGUGGGAUUGGAGUGUUUCUGGAUUAUGACAACGGAAUUGUGAGCUUCUAUGAUGUUUGCAGAAGUUCCCUCAUAUAUACUUUCUUUCCUUCAAUCUUUUCCUCCCCUCUGAAGCCUUUCCUUUGCCUUAGAGCGAGUGCAGAAGUUCCUCUGCUUUCUGGUAUUCAGUGUGUCACCAGUGUUACAUUUUCGCAGCCAUCACCAGUUGCUGGAUUGUCAUGGGGCACUUUAAAGACCGAAGCUGCAAACUUUCCUGAAGAAGCAUUACUCUUCACCUUCUACAACGCAGGUUCCCAACCAAGUUUUAGAAUCUGGUGUCCAUUGUCAGAAAAGCAAAUCUCGGGCAAUUUCCUGAACUCUGAGGAACAUAUGUGUGGGACCCAUAAGGAGACAAAGAAGAUCUUCUGUGAAGCCAACAAGAGCUUGCUCUGUUUGGUCUGCUCUCAAAGUCAGGAGCACAGGGCUCACAGACACCGUUCCACUGAAGAGGCUGCUGAGGAAUACUGGGAGAAGCUGGCAAACGAAAUGAGAUCUUUAUGGGAAAAGACCCAAGAAAUUGAAAGAAAUCUCAAGAAAAAUGGCAGAGGAACUGACCUUUGGAUGUUCUACGUGUAUCGAUAUGGAGACAUGAUUAGGAAAACUUAUCAGAUGGUAACUCCAUUUCUUCAGGAGGAAGAAAAUUACUACUUAGGGAGUAUUAUAAAAGAAAGCCAAAAGAUUUGUAAGAAAAUCAGAAAAAGACAAGAGGAAAUGAGUGGUAAGAAGACAGACCUCAAAGUAAUAUACAAAGAGCUCAUGAAAAUGUCCUAUAAACCAGAUGUGGAGCUGCUCCAGGAAUUGGGAGACAAAGUGAAAUGGAGCGAGUCAGCACAGCUGCACAUGCCUCAGCCUCUGCUGCCAGAACUGCGUGCACGACCCAUCACUGGGCUGAUGGACUGGCUCAACCGCUUCCGAGUAACAAUUUCAUUCCAUAAUGAAGUAAGCAGACAGCACAUCAGGCUGUUUGAUGAUGCAAGAAGUUUGAAGUAUGAGCGUGACAGCCUCUAUGUGUCUUUGGAUGGCACAACAUCGCAGUAUUUUGCUGCAUGGGGAUCCCGGGGCUUCACCUCUGACAAACAGUACUGGCAGGUGGAUGUGGACGGCUCUUGGGACUGGGCUGUAGGCAUCUGUAAGGAUUCCUGGACAAGGAAGGAUGAUGGCAUACUGAAGGAAUCCAACAGGGACAACUUUCUCCUUGUGUGUGUGAAGGAGGGUCAUCAUUACCGUCUCUGGACCACCAUCCCGAACACUCCUCGGUACAUAGGGAAACCUCAGGGCAGGGUUGGCGUGUUCCUUGAUUUUGACAGUGGGAGUAUGGGUUUUGUGGACGUUGCCAGGCGCUCCCUCCUUUGGAGGUACGAGGAUGGCCUGUUCACUUACCCUGUCAGGCCUUUCAUUUGCACUGGCCGCACGUGA